Molecule: messenger RNA, 1413 nt
Organism: Microdochium trichocladiopsis
Lineage: Eukaryota; Fungi; Ascomycota; Sordariomycetes; Xylariales; Microdochiaceae
Product: major facilitator superfamily domain-containing protein
Exons: 6
Coding region: 1-1413 (470 amino acids)
Biological process (GO): transmembrane transport
Cellular component (GO): membrane
Molecular function (GO): transmembrane transporter activity
Source: RefSeq, a predicted model, not a curated record
AUGCCCGACGAGAAGGAAACCGUGCGGGCUCCUGGCAGCACGCCAGACGAAUCUGACAUUGACAACGGCCGGCCCGUGGCCAUCAACGAGAAGCGCCUUCUGCGAAAGAUCGACCUUAGACUCCUGCCCGCCGUCGGGAUUCUUUACCUGUUGUCAUUCUUGGACAGGAGCAAUGGCGAGGAGUACCUCACGGGUCUCACACUUUACUUUGUCGGCUACGUCCUCUUCGAGAUCCCCUGCAACAUCGUUCUCAAGCGCACGACUCCACGAUUCUGGCUCCCCGUGCUGACUAUUGCCUGGGGCAUCGUCGCGACUCUGCUCGGGGUGGUACACAACCGCGAUGGGUUCUGGGCCGCGCGCUUCUUCCUUGGUGUCACGGAGAGUGGUCUGUUCCCCGGCGUCGUGUAUUAUUUCUCCAUGUGGUACAAGCGAAGGGAGCGACAGUACCGCAUCUCUCUAUUUUUCUCAGCAGCUAGCCUUGCAGGGGCCUUCGGAGGAAUUUUGGCUUAUGGCAUUGGCAAAAUGGCGGGUGUGGUGUGGUCUACCGGAUGGCGGUGGAUCUUUAUCCUUGAAGGCAUUGCCACCGUUGUCGUAGCCUUCCUGGCUUUCGGCUUCAUCCACAACUACCCCGAUACAUCCAAGUUCCUCAAUGAGGACGAGCGAGCGUUUAUCCACCAGCGCCUGGCUGCCGACAGCGAUGCCACGAACCACGAAGAAUUUAGCUGGGCUGCGGUGCGCGAGGCUCUGACGGACGUCAACUGCUGGCUGUAUGGCCUUGGGUUCCACACGUGCAGUCUGCCACUGUACACGCUGUCUCUAUUCCUGCCCCUGAUUAUCACCAGCCUCGGCUACACGGCAGCGUACGCGCAGCUGCUCACCGUCCCACCCUACGCCUUUGCCUUCAUCACCACCCUCACCGUCGCCAUCCUGUCCGAACGGACCGGCCACCGCGCCAUCUUCAUCGGCGGGUCCGCCCUCUUCGCGGCCAUCGGCUACGCGAUCCUCCUCAGCAACACCAACCCGACCGCCCGGCCGGGCGUGUCGUACCUCGGCACGUUCUUCGCCGCGGGCGGCAUCUACCCGGCCACGGCGCUCGUGCUGUCCUGGCCGGCGAUCAACGUCUCGGGCCAGACGAAGCGCGGCAUCGCCAACGCCAUGCAGAUCAGCAUCGGCAACCUGGGCGCCGUGCUGGGCACGCAGCUGUACCGCCCGGCGGAUCAGCCCCGGUACAUUGUGGGCCACUCGUUUGCGCUGGGGUACCUGCUCAUGAAUGUGGUGGUGGUGAGCGUGCUGGGCUGGCGGCUGAAGAAGGAGAACCAGAGGCGCGCGGGCGUGGCCGAGGAGAUCAAGAAUGUGGGCGAGGUUGAGAACUGGAAGGGUGACUCUGAUCCCAGGUGGAGGUUCGAGUACUGA